AUGCCAGAGAAGGCCGGUAAAACGAUUAUUGAGCACAGCUACAUAAAAAUUAAGCUGGACAUAGAUGCACUGCUGGAGGAGCACCAGAAAUUUGUGCAGAACAAAAUGGCUUUCCCUAUGUCGAUUCCGAAAAACGGGGAGUACAGCAUACUCUACCAAAUGCUGAAUCAGUCUGUGAAAAUUGGAGUUGACAUUGGGUCUGCUGAAUGGGAGAAAAAAAUAGACGUCGCUGUGCACCUUGUAAAAAUGCGCCUUAUGCACAUAAUACAGUUCUCUGCGAACAAGAACAUUGUGGAUUUCAGAGGGGCCAUUUUCAACCGCUUUGGAGGAGAAAACCCCGGAAAAUCAGAAGAUAGCGCAAAACGAGCUCUUGCUAAGCAGGGGAAAGCCAUCCGGGAAAACCUCCUGAUGCAGACAGUAAACGGCAAAGCAACGCUGAGGAACGUAGUAAGCGAAGACAUUCAGAGACUUGUCCAAACCCUGAAAAAUCUCGACUCUAUAGACGAGGAGAGCAGAGAAAGCUUUCUAGAUGUAAUGGAAAAACAUGCAAGAAACAGCAGGAGCUACAUGACGUUGAGUGACAACUAUCUGCUAAAGUGCGCCCUGCGGGACGCGUGCAUAGCGUAUGAAGCCCAGCACAACGUCUCUGAAGACAAGGAUAUAUACUCUUUGGACGAGCUGUACUCGUUGCAAACAGAGGAUGGAAACCUCGUGGAGGACGGGCUUCUUCUUAUAAAGAGCCGAAAAGAGGUUUUUCUAACGGAAAGCCCGGAAAGCAUCUUUAACUACCUCUCAAAGGAGGGUGUUAAGCUUCUAAGAAGCAUAAACUACCACUUGAGCGGCAUAUCCAUGGAGAGAGAGCUGUACUUUGAGCUGCUGCGAAUGCACAAGGGAGAUGUCAAGCCAGUCCAAUGCAAAGCUCACAGUUUACGGUGGAUCAACGAAAAAAGGUCAAACUCUGUUGGGCUGAAAACAUUCUGUAAUGCAGUGGACUCGGACUUGAUGUGUGCUCUUUUUGAAGAGCCGGAUCUUCCUGAUGCAACGGCUGUUUCCACGAGAAGCCCGGAACUAGAAGUUUUUCUCUCUCCGGAGACGCAGAGAAAGCUGGAGAUGUACCGAAUGUUGAGUUCCACGCAGAGAAAGCACGUUCUUGAAGCAGUUCGGCGGUACGCAAGAAUUUUGCACGUUAAGAUAGAAAAUUCGGAUUCCAGAAUCAGCGAAACAUUUAAGGACUUUAUGCUUUGGCUUGCAGUUUGUAUCUUGGGCAUGGCCACAGUCGGGUUUGUAUCCACGUCCGGGGCGCUGUUUUUUGCCAAGUAUUAA
This is a messenger RNA of Nematocida major, 1323 nucleotides long. RefSeq lists its product as uncharacterized. The record is from RefSeq and is a predicted model, not a curated record. The transcript has a single exon. The coding region runs from base 1 to 1323 and encodes 440 amino acids. NCBI's taxonomy places the organism in Eukaryota, Fungi, Microsporidia.